Messenger RNA from Hibiscus syriacus, 529 nucleotides. RefSeq lists its product as uncharacterized. Gene Ontology annotation, cellular component: membrane. Bases 1 to 441 code for a protein of 146 amino acids. Gene Ontology annotation, biological process: protein ubiquitination. NCBI's taxonomy places the organism in Eukaryota, Viridiplantae, Streptophyta, Magnoliopsida, Malvales, Malvaceae. Gene Ontology annotation, molecular function: ubiquitin-protein transferase activity. The transcript is spliced from 4 exons. The record is from RefSeq and is a predicted model, not a curated record.
AUGUUUAAAGUAUGGCUGUUUAGGGGGAACUGGCAGAUUUCUAGGAGGGAGUUGAACAAUCCUCGCGUCAUAGCAGUGGUCUCGACCAAUCAUAGCUUACUGGAUUCUGGCUACGAUGAAUACUUAGCAUCGACGACAAGAAGCUCGAUAGGUUACCGUACCGUUGCUAUAAUCUUUAUGCUUCUUCUGGUUUUACGACAUGUUCUUCCUUCCGUACUAAACGGAAGCGACGACUACACUUUCCCGUUAUCUACGUUGUUAUUGCUUCGGACUGCCGGAAUUAUCCUGCCAAUCUGUGUCAUGGUUAAAGUAAUGACCGCCCUCCAUCGUCACCGCCGCAGGCAACAACAGGAGAAUCUAAAUUCUUCGGUUACUCAAUCAGACGAAGAAAAUGAAAUUCCAACCGUGCAAGCUCAGUCUCACGUAGUGAACAUACAUUAAAUGUAAACAUAGAUGAACCGAACACACCGAUCUUUCUAUCUUCAGUAGUCUAAAACUAGUUUUGCCCGAAAGAUAGAAACCGUAUAUA